GACUAUCGAACGAUUAUGGACGCAGUGGAAAAGGCACCGAACAACAGUGACCGUAGAUAUAUCAUCUAUGUGAAGAAGGGCUUGUACCAGGAGAACGUUCAAAUCAGUGCAAGUAAAUCGAACCUUAUGCUGCUCGGAGAUGGAAUUAGCAACACCAUUAUUUCCGGUAACCGCAGCAACGACGGUGUCCACUGGGACAGUACUUAUGAUACUGCCACCUUUGCUGUGAUUGGUAAUGGAUUCAUUGCCAAAGACCUGACCUUUGAGAACACAGCGGGUCCCCAGAUGAACCAAUCGGUGGCCCUCCUAUCGGAAUCGGACCAUUCAGUGUUUUUUAGAUGUGGCAUUAUGGGAUACCAAGACACCCUCUAUGCUCACUCCAACCUCCAGUUCUACCGUGAUUGCCGCAUCACUGGCACCGUCGACUUCAUCUUCGGUGACGGAACUGUAGUCUUCCAGAACUGCGAGAUCAUAGCCAGGAAGGGCCGCCCAAAACAGAAGAACACCAUCACCGCCCACGGCCGCAAGGAACUCAACGAAACCACUGGUUUCUCUUUCCAAUUCUGCAACAUUUCCGCCGACUUGGACCUGAUUGCUUCUAAUUACUCCAACCCGACUUACCUGGGUCGACCUUGGCGACGCUACUCACGUACUGUCUUCAUGCAAUCCUAUAUGAGUAGCGUCGUUAGUCCUAAAGGGUGGUUGGAGUGGGAGGGCCAGGAAGAUUUCAACAAAACACUAUUCUAUGCGGAGUACAAGAACUAUGGGCUAGGGGCCAACCUGAGUCUGCGGGUCAAAUGGCCUGGGUUCCAUGCCAUCAAUGACGACGCCCAGGCCGACAUAUUUACGGUCUCUAAAUUCAUCCAUGGCAACUCAUGGUUGCCUUCCACCGGUGUUAAUUAUACGGGGGGUUUGACCGCAUAA
Molecule: messenger RNA, 924 nt
Organism: Macadamia integrifolia
Lineage: Eukaryota; Viridiplantae; Streptophyta; Magnoliopsida; Proteales; Proteaceae
Product: pectinesterase/pectinesterase inhibitor PPE8B-like
Exons: 2
Coding region: 16-924 (302 amino acids)
Biological process (GO): cell wall modification
Molecular function (GO): pectinesterase inhibitor activity; pectinesterase activity
Source: RefSeq, a predicted model, not a curated record